CCAUAUAUUCAUCAGUUAUUUGGUGAUGUCUAUGCGCCGUUCAUCCUUCGAAAGGAUGUUAUGGUCGUUUCAUGGCUGUUGUUCUUCGCCUAUGCGGCACUCGCGAUUUAUGGAUGUUCAUCGAUCGUCGUGGAUAUCAGUCCGAAAAAAUACAUCAGAGAUAAUUCACCAAUUCAAACAUUCGUCGAACUUGCUGAUAAGUAUAUUUGGGCUGAUAAUGUGAUGCCAACAUUCUACGUGAUGAAUCCACCUGACCUGAGAGAUGCAAGUGCGCGAGCACGUCUCAAUGAACUUAUCUACAGACUUGAGCAUACCGAAUAUAGCAUCGGUAGAGUGUCGACGAAUUUUUGGCUCUGGGAAUAUCAACGAUUUCUGAACGAUUUCCCGAAUAUCACCUAUACAACUGGAUUCUAUGAUCAAAAAAACUUAUACGAUUUUUUCUCGCAGUUCGACUACCAGCAGUACCGACCACAUGUGAAAAUGAGCGCAAAUUCGAGCAACGGUGAGCCGUGCAUUCAAGCAUUCACCUUUCAAACAAGUUUUUAUGGUCUUGAUUCUUGGGAUAAACGUCAAGUUUCUGACUAUAAUGAAUUCGACAUGUUCCUUGCGGAUAUCUUCUCACCCUUCCUCAUCGAUCAACGCAAAAGCAUCGCACCCUCCUCAAUGCAGUCGAUUGGUUCUGCGAUCGCUGUGAUGGCGAUUAUUUCAAUCUUCUUUUUACCUGAUAAGCAAUCAGUAUUCUUCAUGACAUGGAGUUUAUUAUCGAUAUCAAUGGGAGUUUGCGGUGGAUUAUCGGUGUGGGGAAGUGAUCUGGAUUCAGUUUCGAUGGGUUGCAUUGUUAUGGCUAUUGGCCUCGCAGUUGAUUUUUCAGUUCAUAUUUGCUAUCGUUACCAUCGAUCCGAACAACGCACUGCUCAUGAAAAGGUUUCUUCCAUUUCGUUCUCAUCUUCCCUCUUCCGAUCCUGCAUGCUCAUGUACCACAGCGCGCAAUCAACUAAUCAUUUCAAUUCAGGUUCGCGAUACACUAUCCGUUGUUGGUUGGCCGAUUGUACAGGCCGGUGGAUCGACACUGUUUGGAAUGUUGACGCUACCGUUUAUUCCGGCUUACUUAGUUCGCGUAUUUUUUCAAACGGUUGUUCUGGUCAAUUUGAUUGGCCUGAGUCAUGCACUCAUUUGGUUACCACAGUUGAUUUCAGCGUUAGAUCCGUGCGAAAGAGUGCCGCUCAGAUGCAGGCAUCCACGAACGAAAUGAUCAGUUUAAUUGGUCUCAGUCACUUUAGUUCAUUGUUUCGUUUUGUAUAUUGGUGUAAAGAUGUGUAA
Anisakis simplex (herring worm) is the source of this 1320-nucleotide messenger RNA. NCBI's taxonomy places the organism in Eukaryota, Metazoa, Nematoda, Chromadorea, Rhabditida, Anisakidae. The record is from the annotation of a GenBank genome assembly.